GCUACAUGUGAAGAGAUGAAAGUUCAUACUAAAAAAUACAGGCAUCAUAGUCACUACUCACUCAUAUAUAUAUAUAUAUAUAUAUAUAUAUAUAUAUAUUAAUGGCCAUCUACAUCUUCCCCAACAGCCUCACUUCCUCCAUAAAGAAAUCCAAAAAACACCCAUCUAAAAUUCCAUUUCUCUUCGCACAAACAUCAUGGCCUAGCUGUUCUUGGAUCCGGAGAUUCUGGGUCUUCCGAUAUAUUUUAUAACACCCAUUUAAAAACCCAUAACCCACAAGACAUGAUUUGGUUUCUCUCCUCUUGUCCCUCCUUCCUAGGCUCUCAUCAAACCACACCUCAUUUCUGUGCCUCUCAUUGGAGUUUGUAGCAGCUAGCAUACGUGUUUCUAAUGACUGUUAAUAUUCAUAUUCAUCCAUGGACACUUCUCAUCGUCUCCUUCCUCGCCAUCUCUACUUUCUCUCUUCCGUAUCCCUCCUCCGGCCUCAAUCCACAAGGCGAAGCGCUUCUCUCGUGGAAGAGAACGUUGAACGGAUCGUCGGAGGCCUUAAACAGUUGGAACCCUACCGACGAAACACCGUGUGGGUGGCUCGGCAUUUCUUGCAACUUCAACAAUGAGGUUGUGGAGCUGAAUUUGAGGUAUGUGGACUUGCUUGGGAAUGUUCCAUCCAAUUUCAGCUCACUGGCAGCGUCCUUGAACAAGCUCGUCCUCUCGGGAACGAACCUUACGGGCUCGAUCCCGAGAGAGAUCGGUGCUCUGGAUGCCUUGAAUGUCUUGGACUUGAGUGACAAUGCGUUGAGUGGCGAAAUCCCAAGUGAGGUUUGCAGCUUGCCCAAGCUAGAGCAGCUCUAUCUCAACUCAAACCGGCUCGAGGGAUCGAUACCGGUCUCAAUUGGGAACCUCACGAGCUUGAGGUGGUUGACUCUCUAUGACAACCAACUCAGUGGUGGAAUUCCAAGCACCAUAGGGUACUUAAACAAGCUUGAAGUGAUUAGAGCUGGCGGCAACAAGAACCUCGAAGGCUCACUCCCCAAAGAAAUUGGGAAUUGCACCAAUUUGGUGAUGCUAGGCCUUGCAGAAACAAGCAUUUCAGGGUUCCUCCCUCCGAGCCUCGGCCUACUCCAGAAGCUCCAGACACUCGCCAUCUACACUUCCCUCCUCUCCGGCCAAAUCCCACCCGAGCUCGGACACUGCUCCGCCCUGCAAAACAUCUACUUAUACGAAAACUCGCUCACUGGCUCGAUUCCAAGGUCGUUGGGCAAUCUCGAAAACCUCCAAAACCUGCUGCUCUGGCAGAAUAACCUUGUAGGGACCCUUCCACCCGAGCUAGGGUACUGCAAGCAAUUAAUGGUGAUUGACAUUUCGAUGAAUUCGAUCACUGGAAACCUUCCCGUGGCUUUUGGGAACUUGAGCUCGUUGCAGGAGCUGCAACUGAGUGUCAAUCAGAUCUCGGGUCAAAUCCCAUCAGAGCUCGGGAAUUGUCCAAGUAUCACACAUAUCGAGCUUGACAACAAUCAAAUCACCGGUGCGAUUCCGUCCGAAUUCGGAAACUUUACGAAUCUGACACUACUCUUCUUGUGGCAAAACAGGCUCGAAGGGAAUAUACCUUCGUCCUUGUCGAUGUGCCACAAUCUUGAAGCCAUAGAUCUGUCACAAAAUGCUUUGACAGGUCCGAUUCCGCCAGGAAUAUUUGAGUUACAGAAGCUGAAUAAGUUGCUGCUUUUAUCGAACAAUUUGUCCGGCGAGAUACCACCGGAGAUCGGAAAUUGCUCAUCGCUUAUUCGUUUCCGAGCAAGCAAUAAUAAGUUAACCGGGUCAAUUCCACCGCAGAUCGGGAACUUGAAGAAACUGGAUUUCUUGGAUCUCGGAUCGAAUCGGAUCACCGGAGUUGUCCCGCCGGAGAUCUCCGGUUGCCGGGAUCUGACUUUUCUGGAUUUGCAUUCGAAUUCGAUUGCCGGAAGUCUUCCUGAGAAUUUAAAUCAGCUCGUUUCCCUCCAAUUGCUUGAUUUAUCUGAUAAUUUCAUUGAAGGGACGUUGAGUCCGAGUAUUGGCUCACUGAAUUCGCUCACCAAACUCGUUCUCAGCCAGAACCGGUUCACCGGUCCGAUUCCAUCUCAACUCGGCUCGUGUUCCAAACUUCAGCUGCUAGACCUGAGCAGUAACGAGAUCAGUGGUCAGAUUCCGGCUAGUCUGUGUAAGAUUCCGGCGCUCGAGAUCGCUUUGAAUCUCAGCUGCAACAAACUCUCAGGCCAGAUUCCGCCGGAGUUUACAGCGCUGGACAAACUCGGCGUAUUAGAUCUCUCUCACAACCAGCUAUCCGGAGACCUUCAAUUUCUCGCAGAGCUUGAAAAUCUCGUCGUCCUCAACGUCUCGCACAACAACUUCACCGGUCACGUGCCUGACACGCCGUUCUUCUCUAAGCUUCCGUUGAGCGUCCUAGCUGGCAACCCGUCGCUCUGCUUUUCCGGCAACCAGUGCGCGGCGGACAAGGGCGGAGCCUCAAAGCGCAGUGCGGCGGCGAGGAUUGCCAUGGUGGUGCUAUUAUGCGCAGCGUGCGUGCUCCUCCUUUCAGCUCUCUACAUCAUCUUAGGAGGUAAGAUGACUUGGCGCGGUGGGGCCCACGAGAGCGACCACACAGGUGACGAUGACGUGGAGUUGGGACCACCAUGGGAGGUCACACUGUACCAAAAGCUAGACCUGUCCAUUGUUGAUGUGGCAAAGUGCUUGACAGCUGGCAAUGUGGUAGGGCGGGGCCGAACCGGCGUCGUUUACCAAGUGAAUAUUCCGUCGGGUCUAACCAUAGCCGUCAAAAGAUUCCGGUCAUCGGAGAAAUUCUCGGCUUCGGCAUUCUCGUCGGAGAUUGCCACGUUGGCACGAAUCCGGCACCGGAACAUUGUUCGUUUGUUGGGCUGGGGUGCUAAUAGAAAGACGAAGCUGUUGUUCUAUGACUAUUUGGCGCAGGGCACACUAGGCGCAUUAUUGCACGAGGGGUGCGCAGGAUUGGUGGAGUGGGAUACCCGGUUCAAGAUAGCUUUAGGCGUCGCGGAGGGCUUGGCUUACUUGCAUCAUGACUGUGUUCCAGCUAUCCUGCACCGGGACGUGAAGGCCCACAAUAUACUAUUGGGGGAUCGUUACGAGCCAUGUUUGGCAGACUUUGGGCUUGCUAGGCUCGUCGAAGAUGAAAAUGGCUCUUUCUCCGCGAACCCACAAUUUGCGGGGUCCUAUGGCUACAUGGCACCUGAAUAUGCUUGCAUGCUAAAGAUCACAGAGAAGAGUGAUGUGUACAGUUAUGGGGUAGUUUUGUUGGAGAUCAUUACUGGGAAAAGACCAGUUGAUCCAUCAUUUCCAGAUGGGCAACAUGUCAUCCAAUGGGUCCGAAACCACUUAAAGACCAAAAAUGACCCUGUGGACGUCAUUGAUCCAAAGCUCCAAGGCCAUCCAGACACACAAGUUCAGGAAAUGCUGCAAGCCCUAGGCAUCUCUCUCCUCUGCACGAGCAAUCGUCCCGACGACCGCCCGACGAUGAAAGAUGUCGUGGCAUUAUUGAAGGAGAUUCGGCACGAGUCCGCGACGAAUCCCGAGGGCCACAAGCCGGCAGCCAAAUCCGCAAAAAAGCCAGAGGAUUCGUCGUCAGUCACCCCUUCUCAAUUGUUGAUCAUGCAGGGGUCUUCCAAUUGUUCACUUGCCUAUUCUUCCUCGGCUAGUUAUCUCUCAGGGAACCAAUGACAUUCGUAUUUUAUGUAAUGAAAUGUUGAUCCCACAUGGUAGGAGUUAGGAGUGUGAUGAUAUUAUUAGAUAUGGAAAUGGUACAACAAGACGAGCCAAAUGAGUGUAUAUAUAGCAACAUGACAUUUUAUUGUUAUUAGCAAAUUGAUGAGGCUAUUUUCCAAAUCAAACUUUGUGUCAUGUCAAAUGUGAUAAGUGUUAUUAUAUAUUGAGAACAGUUGUUUUAAUA
Messenger RNA from Cornus florida, 3955 nucleotides. Its product is annotated as leucine-rich repeat receptor-like serine/threonine-protein kinase RGI4. Gene Ontology annotation, biological process: protein phosphorylation; hormone-mediated signaling pathway. The transcript has 2 exons. The record is from RefSeq and is a predicted model, not a curated record. Gene Ontology annotation, cellular component: plasma membrane. NCBI's taxonomy places the organism in Eukaryota, Viridiplantae, Streptophyta, Magnoliopsida, Cornales, Cornaceae. Gene Ontology annotation, molecular function: protein kinase activity; protein binding; ATP binding. Bases 391 to 3726 code for a protein of 1111 amino acids.